AUGGACUCCCUCGGCGUGGGCUUCAUGACUGACGUGAACAUUUUCAAGCCAGAUUUCUCCCCAGGCGGAUGCGCCAACGGGGGCAUGGUAGGGUUCCACCCGCUGAAGGAGGUUAGUCAGUGGCGGUGCUGCUGGGACAUCGUCAUGGGCAAGAACAG
This is a messenger RNA of Prorocentrum cordatum, 158 nucleotides long. NCBI's taxonomy places the organism in Eukaryota, Dinophyceae, Prorocentrales, Prorocentraceae. The record is from the annotation of a GenBank genome assembly.